This is a messenger RNA of Phytophthora sojae, 159 nucleotides long. RefSeq lists its product as hypothetical. The annotation marks the transcript as partial. The record is from RefSeq and is a predicted model, not a curated record. The transcript has a single exon. Lineage: Eukaryota; Oomycota; Peronosporomycetes; Peronosporales; Peronosporaceae.
UGCGGCUUCUGCGGCAAUGCGCCCUGCGAGUGGCAGCAGUACAGCAAGGAGAGCAUCGGCAGCAGGCUGCGCGUGCUGACGUCUACGCACAGGCGCCGUACCCCCCAGCGGAUCAAGCGCGCGCUCGCGCAGCUUUACUUCUACCUGAAGCAUGGGUCG